AUAUUGACUAUUUUCUCUUUUACUACCACCACGGUAUCUACUGCAUUUUUUCCCUCUCAAACUCCCACUCAACAGUCGUCGUUGUAUCUGAAUUGUAAGUGACGGCAAGAAGAAUUCGGCUUAAGUGAUUCCCUAAGAGCUUACUGGUGCAUUGGAAGUUUAUGAGCUUGCAUCACAAAAAACUGCUGAGAUGAGCAGCAAGCAGACAAAAGCUAGGGUUGCCAAUGCCUUUCGUGCUAUGAAGGACAUUGGAAUCUCUGAAGCUAUGGUGAAACCGGUUUUGAAGAAAUUGCUAAAAUUGUAUGACAAAAAUUGGGAACUUAUUGAAGAGGAAAAUUAUAGGGCACUUGCUGAUGCUAUAUUUGAGGGACAAGAAGCCGAACAUUCAAUGAAGACAGUGGACAGGGAAGCAUCUGAGUGUUCAAAGAAGAAAACAAAUGCUGAAGAAAGGUUGGAGCAACAAGCUCAGGCAGCUGAAGAGUCGACACAGCCUUUAAAAAGGGCACGACUUAGAUACCAAGAUGGUCGAAGCACCUCCUCUGCUGCAGCUACUGAUCGUGGUCCCACGAUGCCCCUGAUCAUUCCUAAAGAUGAACCAACUGAACCACCUAAUAUACGCUCACCAGAGGUAAAUGCAUCUCAAGGCUUGGUUUUGACACCUCAGCCCAGUGCUGAAAACAGGAGAAGGACCGAUCCUCAGUUACUUGGUAAAGUAAAAGGAAAGCAGCCUGCUUAUUCUGAAUCAUUGGUUGUCCAUGAGGCAUGUGACCCCUGCCAGCCCAAUAGCGCCACAAGUCCUUCUCAUGCUAUGAAGCUCAGAGACAGAGGAAAGCAAUCCAUCUGUCUUCAAACAUCAUCUGGAGAUAAGAGUUUGUUUCCACAUGGUUCUCCCCAGGCUACUCGUAAGAAGGAGUGGAAAGUCGUGCGUGGUUGUGUUCCGGCUCCCAAAAAGAAGCGUGCUUCAAAUUUUGCUUUAAUUAUUCCUAAAGAAGAGCCUGUUACAGAUGACAUGCCACAACUCGUGCUUCCUGAUGCUAUCAUUGAUCCAGAGCAAUCUAUUAAAAGAGAUUCAUCUGAUCAGAAUGGUUCAGUUAGAGAACUGUCUUGUUUUGAACCCUCAGCUUCAGCAUCCGUAAAUGGAAAAGAAAGAAACAAUAGAGCUGCUGAAGCAAUAACAAAUGGUGAGCUUGAACUGGCAUCAAGUCAGUUUGCUUCUAACCUAGAGAUUGCUUCCUCGCCUCUUGGGGAGGUGAAAAUUUCCUUGAGCUGCAACUUGCCUCUUGUAAGGCCUGAUUCCGAUAUGCCUAGUCUUGAAACAGUACUACAACUGGUGGAUGAUAAAUGUCUCAGAUCACACAAAACCUUGGGCCCAAACUUUUCUGUGAUGAAUAUUUUAAAAGAAGUUUGUCAGUGCUUUCUAAAUUUAAGAUCAGAUCAGAAUAGUGUUGGCCCUUCAACCAUAGACAUGCAUCCAACUCACUUACCGAGUAAAUCAUCUGCUACAGAUCUUGGUGCUGGUGCACUGCGGUUAAAUUCAUUAACUGGAGCAAAUGAUCCCCAGUCUAAUGGCAAUUUACCUUUAUCUGAAACACAACCGGUUAUUUCUUGCAAUGGCACAGAUGAUGGCUCUCAUCUGGAGGAGAUGAAUGGUGGGGAUGGCCAUGCAACCCAUACUGAGAACAAAGAGCAUCAUGUAGAAGAAACAAAUGGUCUGAACUUGGUGGUUGCUGAUCACUCAGUAACUCCUGAAAUAAUCAAGCCACUGCAUGAUCUUUUUGACAUAGCAAAGGGACAAGAAAAAGUUAUAAUUUCACUGGUGAAUGAAGUAAAUAGUGAGUCCUUGCCAUCCUUCUACUACAUACGUGAAAAUGUUGUUUUCCAAAGUGCUUCUGUGAAUUUCUCCUUGUCCCAUAUUGGAGAUAGCAGUUGUUCUGCUUGCUCUGGCAAUUGCUUGUCAUCUUCUGCACCUUGUGCAUGUGCACAUUUAGUUAGAGGUGAGUUUGCAUAUACUACAGAUGGUCUGGUUAAGGAUGGACUUCUUAAAGAGUGUAUUUCCAUGAAACGUGAUCUGAAGAAACAGAAUCAGUUUUUCUGUAAGGAAUGUCCUCUGGAAAGAUCAAAGAGUGAUGAUACUCCUGAACCUUGCAAAGGUCAUCUGGUGAGGAAGUUCAUCAAAGAAUGUUGGUUGAGAUGUGGCUGCAAUAAACAAUGUGGCAACCGUGUGGUGCAGAGAGGAAUAACUCGCAAUUUACAGGUGUUCAUGACCCCGGAAGGAAAAGGGUGGGGUCUGCGUACUCUGGAGGACCUGCCAGAAGGUGCUUUUGUUUGUGAAUUUGUUGGAGAAGUUUUAACCAAUUCAGAGUUCUUUGGUCGCAUUUUGAGGAGCACUAAACAGGAGAAAUAUUCAUAUCCUAUUGUCCUGGAUGCUCAUUGGGGUGCGAAAAAAUCGCUGAAAAAUGAAGAAGCGCUUUGUUUAGAUGCUUCAAAUUAUGGAAAUGUUGCAAGGUUUAUUAGCCACAGAUGUUAUGAUUCAAAUUUGGUGGAGAUACCAGUGAAAGUGGAGACUUCUGAUCACCACUACUAUCGUCUUGCUCUUUUCACUGCAAGAAAGAUAACGGUUAUGGAAGAACUCACUUGGGAUUAUGGGAUUGAUUUUGACGACCAUGAUCACCCUGUUAAGGCGUUUCACUGUCAAUGUGGUAGCAAGUUCUGCCGCAACAUUAGGCGGUCAAGAAGUAGAGCUUAAAGAAUGUGACAAGGUGGUUGUAGCAGUCUGCCCUGAUCGGCUAAGUGAUCUUUGCGGAUGCCAUUUUCUGGCUGCUUCUUUCAUGUAAAUUCCCUCCUUGAAUAGAAGGCCAUAUCUAAUCUCCAUUCUUGGAUACCUGUUUUGAUUUAGUGUUUCCUUGUGCAAAUACUUACUCAACGGCCCUCCCAAGAAUGUUUUGGAUUAUUACUAAUAUGUAGUGUUUCUAGUUGAAAGAGUGCGUAGUAAAACAACUGCUGCAAUAAAACAUUACAACUCUACUUAUCUUUUCAAUUUGUACCUUGUAAAUGUCCCUCCUGUAUCUAUCCAUGGAGCUUUAUUCGAAGUUCUUUUUUUGUUGUUUA
Messenger RNA from Salvia splendens (bonfire salvia), 3108 nucleotides. RefSeq names its product probable inactive histone-lysine N-methyltransferase SUVR2. The transcript is spliced from 11 exons. The record is from RefSeq and is a predicted model, not a curated record. Bases 191 to 2746 code for a protein of 851 amino acids. Gene Ontology annotation, cellular component: nucleus. Gene Ontology annotation, molecular function: histone methyltransferase activity; zinc ion binding; protein binding. NCBI's taxonomy places the organism in Eukaryota, Viridiplantae, Streptophyta, Magnoliopsida, Lamiales, Lamiaceae.